CACCGACCGAGAUGGUACAGCGGGGUGCGAGCGAGAACGAGGCAGUCGGCGACGAGCAAGCGGGCCAGCCAGGCCAGCCAGCCGAGGAGCAGCUGCAGCCCCGCAAUAAUCAAUCGAGAGCGCGCCGCUGGAGGGAGGCCUCCCUGACAAAAGGAGCAUGGGCAAGAAGCACUCCAAGUUGGACCCGGAGGUGCUCGAGCGGCUCAAGAAGGAGACCUACUUUUCAGAAAAGGAAAUUAAAAAAUGGUACAAAGGUUUCGUGAAGGACUGUCCGACGGGAACUCUCACCGAAGAAGGAUUUGUCAACAUUUAUCGUCAAUUUUUCCCGCAAGGAGAUCCGACAAAGUUCGCCACGCUGGUUUUUCGUGUCUUUGAUGAAAACCAAGACGGCUCAAUAGAGUUUGCAGAGUUCCUGAGAGCAAUGUCCGUUACCUCAAGAGGAGACAUAGACGAAAAGUUACAUUGGGCCUUUAAGCUGUACGACUUGGACAAUGAUGGUUUCAUCACAAGAGACGAAAUGUACAACAUCGUGGACGCGAUAUACAGAAUGGCGGGCACCACCCUGUCAGAGGAGAGUGGCGAGGGUGCUCGAGAGAAGGCGGAUCGCAUUUUCUCGAGCAUGGACGUGAACCACGACGAGCAACUGACGAUGGAGGAGUUUCGCGAGGGCAGCAAAAACGACCCGCAAAUCGUGAACGCGCUCAGUUUCGGCCCAAUUUGAGCUUCAGGUCAAAUCGAAAGAAUUAAAAAAUGCCUCAUCCAUUUUCUCAUUGUUGAACAUACUUACAAUUAAGUACACGCGCGCUUUUUUGCAAAUUCAAAUAAUAAAACGGUGUUGUAAAAAUUAUAAUAAAAUAAAAAUGCUUUACAAAAAAUAAAAAAAAAACAGUUCAAAACGCUAUGGAAAAUUAAUACGAAAAGAAGACGAGGAUGGAAAAUAUUAUAAAAAGAUGUUUCUCAAAGUUCAAAUUUCGUAACGUAAUGUUAACAUUUGACAUUUGUGUAGACUUAUUAAAUAAAUUGUUGAAAGUUCAAGUUCGUGCAUUU
Molecule: messenger RNA, 1047 nt
Organism: Neocloeon triangulifer
Lineage: Eukaryota; Metazoa; Arthropoda; Insecta; Ephemeroptera; Baetidae
Product: frequenin-1-like
Exons: 7
Coding region: 158-721 (187 amino acids)
Molecular function (GO): calcium sensitive guanylate cyclase activator activity; calcium ion binding
Source: RefSeq, a predicted model, not a curated record